GACGUCAUGAAAGUUUAAACAUUUCUGGCGACACAAUUUCAAUUUACCAACCCUCACUCUACUUCGCAUGCGAAUACUGCAACGUAUCCCGGGGGCUUCGUGUUGAUUCAUUAUCGGACUCACGGGCAUCUCUUCAACGCCAGCGAACGAUUUCCAGCAUUGCCGCUAGCCUGCAGAUUCGAUUCCAAGAUGGAGCCCAGAGCACGCGCCGGCAAAAAUGUCGGGAAGAUGAACUUUGGCAAUGCCGAGUUAUCUUCCCUUCUCUACGGCUGCGGCGACGUGCGACAACCACUGCCCGAGACGAUCAAAGUCAUGGACGAGAUAGCGACCGAGUUCAUCCAAGGCCUCUCGUUUGAGGCAACGCGCGUGGCGCAGUACUCUGGCCGCCAAAAGGUCAAGUAUCAGGACUUUGAGUUUGCCUUUCGCCGCAACCCGUUGCAUCUGGGCAAGGUCCAGGAGAUGUUUGAGCUCAAGAAGCAGGUCACCGAGGCGCGCAAGAUGCCGGGGAUAGACGAUGACUCGCUGCUCAAGGAGGCGAAGCAGCUCGCGGGAGAGACUGAACCCAGCACGACGGGUCGCGGAGGCAAGAAGCGCAAGAUCGCGGCGGUGCAGGAGGAGGAGGAGCUUGGAGAGGGCGACGACGACGUCCUGGACGAGCCGGAUACUGUUGGGAAGAAGCGCUAGAGGCGCCGCACGAAGUGAUGUUGUGGUUGUUGCUUUGAUCGGCUUCACGCAGUGCCGGUUGGACGCACCACCAUACUUCUUUGCUCCAAGUAUCCGCUCACACAGUCGUCAUGUUUCUCCAUUAGGCAGACUCUGGUUUGGGGUUUUUUUGGUGGUCUUUUUUCGUCGGCCCGUUUCCGGUACGCUUGUUUGGCGUUUGAUUUUUUAAUCGUGUUGGAAUUGCAUAGCGAGGCGUUCAGGUCAGGUCAUGGGUUAUGAAUUUGGAACUAGUUCAUUCAGAGACCCGGGUUACGGUCAUAGCAUACGGAUACAACACUUCUAGCCUCAGUCGCACC
This is a messenger RNA of Pyricularia oryzae 70-15, 1019 nucleotides long. RefSeq lists its product as uncharacterized. The record is from RefSeq and is a predicted model, not a curated record. Gene Ontology annotation, cellular component: transcription factor TFIID complex. Bases 190 to 684 code for a protein of 164 amino acids. NCBI's taxonomy places the organism in Eukaryota, Fungi, Ascomycota, Sordariomycetes, Magnaporthales, Pyriculariaceae. The transcript has 2 exons. Gene Ontology annotation, molecular function: protein heterodimerization activity. Gene Ontology annotation, biological process: transcription by RNA polymerase II; RNA polymerase II preinitiation complex assembly.